AUGAUUAAAUUUAUUAAUAUUUCUCAUAAACUUAUUUGUUCUCCCUUUCCCAAAAUUUUGAACUUGGUUAGUCGAUCAAGCUUUUCAACAAAUCAAGUAAAAAACAAUACUACACGUAAGCUUCUUGAAGGAUGUGGUAUAAUGGGCUCAUAUGCUAAUGCUCUAUUUCUAACUACACAAAAGGCUGGUAAUUUGAACGAGGUAAUGAAUGAUUUGAGGUUCAUUUCAAAUUCUCUAUUAACAUGUGAAGAUUUUAGAACUUUCAUGACAACUCCUGGCCUCAGGACUUCACAGAAGAUGAAAUUUCUCAAGGAAGAUUUUGGAACAUUGACACGAUCUCCUCUACAGGCCCAAACAUUAAACUGUUUAGAGUUGUUAUUUGACCAAAAAAGGUCAACAGAGGUUUUAACCCUAGCAAAGCACUUUGAAACUCUAUUUUUAAGCGCAAACAAUCAACUUAAAUGUCUAGUUCAAUCAGCAGAUAAACUAACAGAUGAUAUGAAGGCGAGAAUAGUUGACGCUUUGAGGCAUAGAUUAGGUAACUCUUGUGAACCAGUUGUUGAAUAUAAAUUAAACCCUUCAAUUCUCGGAGGAUUGCUGGUUAAUGUCGGAGAUAAAGUUGUAGAUACCUCAGUAUCAAGUAAACUUGAAAGGAUUCAAUCACACUUGUUAUCUAGGUAUUGA
This is a messenger RNA of Theileria annulata, 684 nucleotides long. RefSeq names its product ATP synthase delta chain, putative. The coding region runs from base 1 to 684 and encodes 227 amino acids. Gene Ontology annotation, molecular function: proton-transporting ATP synthase activity, rotational mechanism. Gene Ontology annotation, biological process: proton motive force-driven mitochondrial ATP synthesis. The transcript has a single exon. Lineage: Eukaryota; Apicomplexa; Aconoidasida; Piroplasmida; Theileriidae. The record is from RefSeq and is a predicted model, not a curated record.